This is a messenger RNA of Linum tenue, 2455 nucleotides long. The record is from the annotation of a GenBank genome assembly. NCBI's taxonomy places the organism in Eukaryota, Viridiplantae, Streptophyta, Magnoliopsida, Malpighiales, Linaceae.
CAUUCUUUCUUUCCCAAUAGAUCCAACAUGGAAAGGAAACUAAUCUGGUCACCUUCUUCACCAUGUCUACUUCCUUUCACCUUAUGCCUUCUUCUGUGUGCCGCAUAUUUACAACCGACUCAAGCUGAUGCUGCAGCCGGGACGAACCCGGCUCCGGCAGGAAACGUUGCCCCGUCCUGUGACGUCAAGCUCACGUCUGGAAAAGACAGAGCGACGAUCGAUAAUGGAAUCAUCGAACUAACUUUGACGAAUCCAGAAGGCUUUGUCUAUGGAUUAAAAUACCAAGGCGUCGAGAACGUGUUGGAAACGCACGAGCCGGACGAUUUUGGAGGGUAUUUUGAUGUGUCUUGGGACCACCCAGGAGGAGAAGGAAAGACUGAACAGGUGAAGGGAACGAAGUUCACUGUCAUAACUGAGACAGCAGAUCAAGUAGAGCUCUCCUUCAGCAGCACAUGGAGUUCUUCUUCAAAAGAAUUGGUACCGCUCAACGUCGACAAAAGGUUCAUCGUACAAAAGGGCGUGUCAGGUUUUUACUGGUACGUGAUCGUGGAGAGGCUGAAAGGAUGGCCAGAUGCAGACAUGGAUCAACACCGAAUGGUUUUCCGGCCAAAAAUAAGCAUGUUCAAGUACAUGGCCGUAUCCGAUGACAUCCAAAGGAUGAUGCCGGCGUACAAAGAUCGAAUGACCGGACAGAAACUGGCGUACCCAGAAGCCGUGCUCUUGACGUCUCCGAUUGAGCCCGAAUUCAAAGGCGAGGUGGACGACAAGUAUCAAUACUCUCUGGAGAUGAAGGAUCACAGGCUCAAGGGCUGGAUCUCCGACGACCCCAAAAUGGGCUUUUGGGUCAUCUCCCCUAGCGAGGAGUACGCCGCGGGCGGGCCCAACAAGCCUGAACUUACCUGUCACUGCGGGCCCAUUUGCCUUGCUAUGUUUACCAGCAUGCACUACGCUGGGCUGGACAUGGUCACAGAGUACAGGAACGGAGAGCCAUGGAAGAAGGUGUUUGGCCCAGUUAUGGUUUACCUGAACUCGAUGUCUAGCGAUCAUGCGGCGCUUUGGAAAGACGCAAAAACACAGAUGGAGAAAGAAGUGCAGAACUGGCCCUACAGUUUUGUUGCAUCGGCAGACUAUCUCCCGGCUGCUAAACGAGGAACUGUGUCAGGCCAAUUACUCGUUGAUGACAAAUUCUUAAGUCCGACUCCGAAAGAGGCAUGCAAAGCGUACGUGGGUUUGGCAUUGCCAGGGACCAAAGAUGUCUCAUGGCAAUUCGAUGUCAAGGGUUAUCAAUUUUGGACACAAACGGAUGAAAAAGGAAAUUUCGUAAUUAAAAAUGUGAUACCUGGAGAAUACAAUCUGUAUGGCUGGGUCCCAGGUGUUGUUAGCACUUUCAAGCAUCCUGAACUUAUCACCAUUCAACCAGGAAACGAGGUCAAAUUAGGUCCAGUUACUUACAAGGCACCUAGAAAUGGUCCAACUUUGUGGGAAAUCGGCAUUCCUGACCGUUCUGCUGACGAGUUCUUCGUCCCAGACCCAAAUCCGAAGUACAUCAAUAGAUAUUUCAUCGGCAAACCAAAUGAUAAGUAUAGACAAUACGGAUUAUGGGCUCGAUAUGCUCAACUCUAUCCUAAGAAUGAUCUUGUUUUUGAUAUUGGUGUUAGUAAUUAUAGCAAGGAUUGGUUCUUUGCUCAUGUUCUGAGAGAAGUAAAGCCGGAUGAUUGUGAAACAACCACAUGGCAGAUCAAUUUUGACCUUCCAGAAGUAUGCCCAAAUGGAAAUUACACUCUCCAAUUGGCAUUGGCAGCCUCACUAGAAACAAAUACAUAUGUUUACGUAAACAAUUUAAAUGCUAAAGCUCCAGCAUUUGCUACGGGGAGAGUGGGGAAAGACAAUGCAAUUGCGAGACAUGGAAUUCAUGGAACUUAUUGGUUCUUUAGUGCAGGUCUACCUUCAAAUUUAUUUGUAAAGGGAAAAAACUCAAUCUUCUUACGUCCGGCAAGAGGUGGAACCUCCCCAUUCAUGGGAGUCAUGUAUGAUUACAUUAGGCUUGAAGCACCUCCCACCCAACCAUAAAAGUUCCAGUCUUUCAUUCCCAUUACUUAAUUUCUUACAAAAACAUAUUUAACUCAUGAUUUCUUGUUUUGCAAUACAAGUUUGCAACAAUUCAAAAUUUUUAAGUAAAUAAACAAUUGGGAUUCUUUGUUUUAGAAUUGGUAGAUUGAUAGUGGAUUGGAUGAUUGUGGUGAGAAAAGUCAAGAAUAUGAUUGUACAAGUGAGGCUGACUGCUAUGUAGAGACAACUGAUCCUGAGACCAAAACAUCAGGCUCUUAUUGGAAAUAGCAUCACCAGCACCUUGGGUAUGAGUUGAGAGAAUCUGGUAACAAGAUGAUAUUAUGUUGUAAGCCAUGUGUACUAUAAAGCAAGUUUAUAUUCUUCAACAUGGGAUAACAGUUUUGUU